AUGGAUGAGUUCCAUACGGACCAGUACCACGUCUCCUGGAUUCCUGCUGUUUUUCAGCUGAUGAAGGGUAUUUUCACUAUCCCGGGUGGCUUUGCCUUAGAUAUCUUCGGCUGCGCUCGCUGCCUUCGCGCAGGUGCACUGGUGGUCUUGGUAUGUUCAGCCCUGUAUCCCAUGGCUCCCAGCCUGUGGUGGCUGGCGAGCCUUCAGGGUGUUUACGGGGUGGCAUACAACCUCAGUGGCAUUGCACCAUGUAUUGUUUUCUUAACUUCGUGGUUUGAACAGCAGAGAGCAUUGGCCAUUGCCAUCCUAACAACUGCCUUCAGCAUGGCUGGCGUCUGCUUCCCUCCCCUGGUGGGGAGCCUGAUCCAACAUCACGGGUGGCGCAUGGCCUCGUCCUUGGGGCCUGUUCUGAUGGUUUUUCUGGUGCUUCCGCUCGCCUUCUUGGCCCUCCGUGAUGGACCCCGAAAUCCAAGUUCGUUGAACUUCCAGCAAAGCCUCCGACUCGGGGCAGUGUGGCACCUGGCCUUCCUGUCACUCUAUCAGCUCUACAUUAUCAUCGCUCUACUGAAUACCUUGGUCCUGUACCUGAAGACAGACGUUGGGAUGAGCGUCGAGCUUUGCGGCCUCUACUCGUCUGUUGUCUUUCAGGCCUCGAUUGCAGCCAAGCUUUUGGCUGGGGCUGCCAUGGACUCUCGUCAGGCUUUGACAGGCAUGGUCAGCUUCUUCGUGCUUUUGAUCGGAACCCUCCUCCUGCUGGACUUUGCGAAAGGGGGCCGGGCCCUGACGUCCAAUCACAACCAGCUGAUGGCCUUCGCAGUGAUUUAUGGUCUUGGCUUCGGGGGUUCUUACAGCGUGCUGUCAGCCAAGCCUGCCAAGAUGUUCGGCAAGAUGGACGACUUUGGCAAGCUCCAGGGCUUCUUCAUGCUCUUCCAUGUCAUCGGUGGUUUCUUGGGCACGCUCGUCACGGGCAAGCUGCGUGCUCUGACGGGAAGCUACACCACCUCUUUCCACAUAUACAUUGUCAUGGCAUUCAUGGCUUGCUUGCAUUACAUUGGCCUUGAGUUGUCCAAAACGUCCCGAGAGCUCAGGGUCCAGGUAAAUCCUGAGCGGCUCUGA
Messenger RNA from Symbiodinium necroappetens, 1116 nucleotides. The record is from the annotation of a GenBank genome assembly. Lineage: Eukaryota; Dinophyceae; Suessiales; Symbiodiniaceae.